Molecule: messenger RNA, 1320 nt
Organism: Lasiodiplodia theobromae
Lineage: Eukaryota; Fungi; Ascomycota; Dothideomycetes; Botryosphaeriales; Botryosphaeriaceae
Product: Cop9 signalosome subunit 6
Exons: 3
Coding region: 1-1320 (439 amino acids)
Biological process (GO): protein deneddylation
Cellular component (GO): COP9 signalosome
Molecular function (GO): protein binding; metallopeptidase activity
Source: RefSeq, a predicted model, not a curated record
AUGGCGGACGCGGAGGAAAACCCGCUCAUCUCCAGCACCAGAGCUUCCGACACGAGCCCGCAGGUCCAGCUUCACCCGCUCGUGCUGCUCACCGUGUCCGACUACAUCACGCGCCACACCCUCCGCCAGCAGUCCGGCCCGGUUGUCGGCGCCAUAAUAGGCCGCCAGAAUGGCCGCGAGAUCACCAUGGAAGUAGCGUUUGAGGCUAAGCUGAUCGCCGGUGACGAUGGCGAGGUCAGGAUUGAUGACGCAUGGUUUGGCGAGCGCCUGGAGCAAUACAAAACCGUAUUCAAGUCCCCGCCGUUGGAUCUUGUCGGCUGGUUCACGCUGGGCGCUCCUGCCGGCCCCGCACCUCACCAUCUUGCCAUCCACGAGUACAUUCAGAACGUGCAUAAUGAGGCUGCAUUGCUCCUCUUAUUCCACCCAGAAUCUGUCCUUGAGGGCAACGCAACUGGCGGCAAACUUCCGCUUACUAUUUACGAGAGUCUGUGGGAGGGCGGUGUCGGCAAUGACAAGGCUACAAGCAUGGAGAUUGACAGCGGUGCCGCCGGCCAGGGCAAGCAGCAAAAGUUCCGGGAGCUGACGUACUCGGUUGAGACUGGAGAGGCCGAGAUGAUUGCCGUAGAUUUCGUGGCAAAGGGCGGUGGUAAUGCAACAGAUGUCGACCAGGCUAGGAAGGGCAGCAUUGCCGCAGGGAAUGGCACCAACAAGGCCAAGAGCAAGGGAAAGGCGAAGGCCGAUGUGGAGAGCGCAGAGCUUAGCGACGACUCUGUUCCCUUGACUGCUGAGGACGAAGAGUUACUCGCUUCCCUCACCGCAAAGUCGAAUGCAAUCAAGAUGCUCCGCGCCCGCAUCAAUCUACUUCAAGCCUACCUAUCUGAACUUCCGCCCUCCUAUCUCACCGAUGCUCAGAUUCCGCAGACGAAGAACCCCACUGAGCAGCCAAACCACGAGAUCCUCCGCGCCAUCCAGGCUCUUCUCUCUCGCCUUCCGCUCCUUGCUCCUCCGGAUCGCGCGACCUUCGCGCGCGAGGCAAUUGAGCAGCGCGCCGAUGUGGAACUGACAAACCUGCUCGCUAGCAUCACAGGAUCGCUCGGAGCUGCUAGCGAGCUCGGCAAAAAGUUUGCUAUUGUCGACUCGGCGCGCAACAGCCGUCGGAGUGCUGGCGGUAUGGGCGGACCAUUUGGCAUGGGUGGCCGUCCGCCUUUCGACAUUGACGGCAACCCCGGAGGCGGAUUCUUCGAUAACCCGAUGGGCGGUGUCAGUGGAGCGUAUGUGAGUCCUGGCGAGGGAAGAGUGUUUCCGGGCAGGCAUCGCUGA